Molecule: messenger RNA, 1824 nt
Organism: Mizuhopecten yessoensis (Yesso scallop)
Lineage: Eukaryota; Metazoa; Mollusca; Bivalvia; Pectinida; Pectinidae
Product: neurofilament heavy polypeptide-like
Exons: 3
Coding region: 84-1808 (574 amino acids)
Source: RefSeq, a predicted model, not a curated record
AUACUGAAGAUGCUUCCAACCUAAGUGUAGACAGUAAAGGUCACCAACAGUAUGUCACCAACACAUUGAACAACUCACACCGAAUGGAGCCUGCUCAGGGUGAGGCGAGUCAUGAUACAAGUGUCCUGGACCCCAGGGAUGUCCCUCCCUCAAAGUCCCAUGAUCCUGGAGGUGGGGGCCCAACAGCUGAUGAGAGUCGUGAUAAGGGAGAUAACCCCAUCCCCAGGCCACCAUCAGAUAGCUCAGCAGGUCCUGCUAUGUCUUUUACUGUUGACUUUGAUGAAGACAUUAGAACAAUGAAUUCUGCAGGAAAACUCAGUGACUUUGUGCCAUCUAAAAUGAGGAAAAGUUUCAGGGAGAGAAAAGAGAAAGCUAUAGCUAAAGCUAAAGAGGCUAAUUCACCUGAAAAGUUGGCAUCUAGUUCUGUUGCCAAAGAUAUCUCACCUGCAGCCAAGGGAGGUAAAUCUGUCUCUAAAGCAGGAACACCAGAGAAAGAAGAUCUACCAGAGAAAAUAGAAGCCGAAGAAAUCGCAACUAAAAGGCAAAAGAAGGCAGAAGCCGAGAUGACACCACCAAGACUACGGAAGAAAGUAGAAAACGAAGAGAUGACUCCUCGAAGACAGAAGAAAAUUGAUGAAAUAUGGGAGUCAGACUCAUCAUCAUCUACUAAAGGCAGAAGGUCAACAGAGAUGAAGAGGUCAAGCAGAUCAUCUCAAGAAAGUGACAAUGUUUCAGUUCCAACAAGGUUGACAAGGUCAAUGGAUACAGAUAAGGUCACCACAAGGUCGUCAAGGUCAAUGGACACAGAUAAAGUCACCACAAGGUCGUCAAGGUCAGUGGACACAGACAAAGUCACAACAAGGUCAUCAAGGUCAGUAGACACAGAUAAAGUCACAACAAGGUCGUCAAGGUCAAUGAACACAGAAAAAGUCUCCACAAGGUCCACUAGGUCGAUGGACGUGGAUAAGGUUACCACAAGGUCACCAAGGUCAAUGGACAUGGACAAGGUCAACACAAGAUCCACAAGGUCACAGGAUACAGAGAAGGUCACUGCAGUGUCAGCCAGAGGUACCAAAACAUAUGUCAAAAGGAAGGUAACAACAGACCCAAAAAAAUCCCAGAAAUCUGCCCAGCCUAAAGAAGAGGACCAGACAGCUGCUGCAGCAGUGCUCAAAAUGACGGAAAGUGCCUCAUAUCUCAUAGACAAAAUGUUUGAAAGCAGUCCCUCUAAACCAGGGACAAAAACAAAAUCUAAAACCAUGGCAGACAGAUUCACAGAACAUGCCAUGUAUCGUGAGGCUAAAGAAUAUGACAAUGGGAAAUUCAAACUUACCCUUGAUACUGACAACUCAGCCCCACUCCUCGACUUGCUGACUCCCACCAAGGAAGGGAGUGAGGAAGAGUUGAAGGAGGUGGAUGAGGCUGUGGAUAAUGUCAGUGAGGCUGGGACAUACACCAUCGAUUGUGAUGAUGAUGAUGAGGAGGAACAGCAGGCACGACAUAGUAUAGACGCAGUAUUCGGGGUAGCCAGCGAUGCUGACAUGAUGUCGCAAAGUCUUGUCAUCAAUGAUGAAGGCAAGAAACGUCUGGAUGAGCUCAGAAUUGAUGAGCCUCUGGAGGACAAGUUUGCUAAAGGGGAGAUAACUUUGGCAGACCUGGAGAAGGAGAUUGGGCGGCUAGAGAGGAGGAAGACAGAAGUGUCCGUAUCCAGUAGUGUAGAGGGAGAAGGAGGCAGCUCUGCCUUGCAGGAACUCAGAAUCAUUGAGGAUCAUGUAAGUCAAUCCUUGGAUACUUUCUGUAGAAUAUAGUAUUCAACCUCACAUC